This is a messenger RNA of Pipra filicauda (Wire-tailed manakin), 4553 nucleotides long. RefSeq names its product tubulin epsilon 1 (gene TUBE1). Gene Ontology annotation, molecular function: GTP binding; structural constituent of cytoskeleton. The transcript is spliced from 12 exons. NCBI's taxonomy places the organism in Eukaryota, Metazoa, Chordata, Aves, Passeriformes, Pipridae. The coding region runs from base 50 to 1495 and encodes 481 amino acids. The record is from RefSeq and is a predicted model, not a curated record. Gene Ontology annotation, cellular component: cytoplasm; microtubule. Gene Ontology annotation, biological process: microtubule cytoskeleton organization; mitotic cell cycle.
CGGCUUCCGGGCGCCCACUUCGAAACGGCAGAGCGUCGCCGGCCCCGCCAUGACGCAGUCGGUGGUGGUGCAGGUGGGACAGUGCGGGAACCAGGUGGGCUGCCGGUUCUGGGACCUGGCGCUGCGGGAACACGCCGCCGUCAACAAGAAAGGAAUUUAUGAUGAAGCCUUAAGCAGCUUCUUUAGGAACGUAGAUACAAGAAGUGGCAGUGAUGGUCCUGGUAUUUACAAAGGAAAAAUCUGCUCUUUAAAAGCACGAGUAAGGCAAUCUAUAAAGGCACUGUUGAUUGACAUGGAGGAGGGUGUGGUAAAUGAAAUUCUGCAGGGACCAUUGAGGGAUAUGUUUGAUAGCAAGCAGCUUAUCACAGAUGUUUCUGGUUCAGGAAACAACUGGGCUGUAGGUCAUAAGCUAUAUGGCUGUCAGUACCGGGAAAACAUUGUGGAAAAGCUGAGGAAAACCGCAGAACAUUGUGACUGUCUGCAAUGUUUCUUUAUAAUUCAUUCCAUGGGAGGUGGGACAGGAUCUGGUCUUGGAACUUUUGUACUAAAUUUGCUUGAGGACGAAUUCCCAGAAGUGUAUAGAUUUGUUACUUCAGUUUAUCCCUCUGGUGAAGAUGAUGUUAUUACUUCUCCAUAUAAUAGUGUUCUGGCUAUGAAGGAGCUUAAUGAACAUGCAGACUGUGUGUUACCAGUAGAGAAUGAAUCUCUGUUUGAUAUAGUUAAUAAAAUUAAUCAGAUGAUCAAUUCUGGGAAACUGGGGUCAACCGUGAAGCAAAAUAGCUUGGUAACAUCAAGUACAGGCAGUGUAAAAACUCUCCAAGAGAAGCCAUUUGAUGCAAUGAAUAAUAUCGUAGCCAACUUGCUGCUGAACCUGACAAGCUCUGCUAGAUUUGAAGGUUCCCUGAACAUGGAUCUUAAUGAAAUCAGUAUGAAUUUGGUUCCAUUUCCUCGACUUCAUUAUUUGGUUUCAAGCUUGACUCCUCUGUAUACGUUGGCGGAUGUUAACGUACCUUCUAGAAGGUUGGAUCAGAUGUUUUCAGAUGCAUUUAGUAGAGAUCAUCAACUAAUUCAAGCAGAUCCAAAGCACAGCCUCUACCUUGCCUGUGCACUUCUUGUUCGAGGAAAUGUGCAGGUUUCAGACCUUCGCCGAAAUAUUGAAAGGUUAAAACCUUCUCUGCACUUUGUCUCCUGGAAUCAAGAGGGCUGGAAAACUGGUUUGUGUUCAGUACCUCCCGUGGGCCAUUCCCAUUCACUUCUGGCUUUAGCAAACAACACCUGCGUAAAGCCAACUUUCAUUGAACUCAAGGAGAGAUUUAUGAAGCUCUACAAGAAAAAGGCUCACCUUCACCAUUAUCUGCAAAUAGAUGGGAUGGAGCAAAGCUGUUUUUCUGAAGCUGUGUCCUCGUUGUCUGAUCUAAUAGAAGAGUACAAUGAACUGGAUGUGACAAAAGGUGGGCCUAGAACAGACCCAUCAAGACUGAAGAUAGCUGUUUAAAGAAGGAAGAACUGCUCUUUAUUUUUUUGUUUAAAAAGAAUGAAAUACUUCCUAAGCAUCCAGCGACUUCAGUUAACCAGAAUGACUUGCAGCAUGCCUGGCUGUUGUAAUUCUGAAGUGGGACCAGGACAACGGCUUCCUCAGCUCAAGAGUUGUCAUAUUAAGUGAUAAGCCCUGCCUGUAAGAAAGAUUUGACAGCACCUAAUUAUAGCUGAUAUCAGUAAGAGCAGUAAUCCUAACUGUGGAGUAAAUUGACACACCAUAUGCUGUGAAGAGAAGGAAAAGAGAUUUUAGCAGCCAAAAAUGUAAUUCUUUUCUCAGACUUUACAGUAAACUAAAGGUAGGCCUUGCUUCAAAGAAAGAUCACCAUUGCUAGAUUUGGUUUUUAAUAAGCAACUACGAAGAAAAGAAAAGCUUAUGUAGUCUUUUCAAAGAUGAAAGCAAGUCUCUAAUGAAACUACUUUCUUAAGCUUUACAGUGGACAUUUCAGAAUGCUCUAAGCUAUGUUCAUCAUUUUAAUAUUUUUGCUUCUAUGUUGUACUUAGCUAUAUUAGAGCAUUCUGAGUUGAUACCAAAAUUGGCAAUAUCAGAAAAUUCCACAAGAUAAAUUUUGUUUCAAGUGUUAUACUUGGAGUAUUAAUUAACAUAUUAUUUUAAUGACUCAUUUUCCUGAAUGCUGAGUUGCACUUAAUAAUGAGAUAAUACAGUAUACCUCUGACCAAAACAUGCACUUAUAGUGAAGUUAUAUAUAUAUGUAAAGAAUUAUAACGAGUGUUUGGAGAAUAGAGUUUAUAGGCUUGAAAGAAGGCAAGUAAAAUAGAUGUUUUAAUAUUUAUAAUUAUCAGGGUAAGCAGCUUUUUAUAUUACAGUAAGAACUUUUACGAAAUAGAACAUACAGCUAUUUCCAGUUGCUUACCAGCCUCGGCUGUCUUAAAACAGCAGGACUGUUUUAACAUCAGAAUGGAUCAAUGCAAUGAUUUCUUGAAGCUUGAAGUCCUUCUAGCAGAGUUGGAGUGGGUGUAUAAGUAAGCACAAUUUUCAAUGUACACGUCCAGAAGCAUUCAAUAAAACAUUGUGCUAGCAUUUGUGGAGAGCAUUUUUUAAGAAAAUGUUCUAAAAAUAAUAGUUUCCUUGAAAUGUUGCAUCUAUUAUCUGCAGUUGCCCGCCCACUUUUUAGUCCUUUACACAUGCAUUGUUUGUAUUCACAACACUAGAGGAACACUAUCUGCUGCAAAAAGCAAUCUGAGUUUAAAGUUGAAUUCUUCAUUUUCAAACAGCAUUGAUGUGUUUUACUGUUGCAGAUACAUAGUCGAAAAGGUUAAUUUAAGAAUCAGGAAUGAUAGAUGAAGUAUUACAGGGUAAUAUUUUUUUGUAAUAGGUUAGAGCAUGUUUGGGUUUUUUUUGUGGGCAGCAUCUUGUUACAGUGAGGCAUGAAGCUGUCUUGCUUUGCCUUUCUUAAUUACCAAAAGUUCUUGUUUGGACAGUACUAGUGUUACAUGCAUCCUUCUUAAGAAUGUAUUUCCCCAUAUAAAAACAGUUGCAUUAAAAAGAUGCACUGUUGCUUGUGUUUUUCAGUGACAUUUAAAAAAUGAGUAAGUAUUCACUUAUGUUAUUUCACUGCUUAUACUGUUUAUACUGCCACAGUAUAAACACUGCUGUGGCAGAGGGUUAUGCUAACUCUUCAGGGUGUGAAUGUGCUUUUGCAUUGUCAGUGUGUUACAGUCAGUGGUGUAACUUGUCAUAGGACUUUGAGUUCCGAAAACAUAUCUCCUGGAGCACUGCAAAUCCUCUGACAUACGCAUGACGUUAUCCACAUCAUCUUCCACUUGAAGAAGCCUUCGUUGGGACACUCAAACUGUACAGUGAUCAUUUUGGACUUAUUAGGUAUGCAGCACCUCUUGUCCAAGCACACCCCACAGAAAGUUAGUCUGUAGCUUUGAGUAGUUGAGCAUCCAGAAAAAACUAGCUUCUCUGCUCUUGGAAGCUGGAAUGUUGGUUGACAUGUUUUUCCUUUUGAAAUCUUUAAUAUUAGAACAAAGAAAAGCCUGAGUUUUCUAUGCAUUAAAAACAGACCGUGUAAGAAAUAGUUGGAACAUUUACUUAGAAAUAUCUUAAAAGUUAGUCUGAAACUAACUUGGUCUGAAACUGCCUUAUUUUUCCUUUAGCAGUCAACAAAUAGAAAAUACUUUUGGAGUGACUGUGCAGCACUAGCAACACAUCUAUAUCAGGACAUUACAUUUUUUUUGCUUUAAAUUGCACAUCUGUAGUUUACUAUUGAAGCCUGAAGAUUGAAUGUAGAAAACAUAAGAGUUAUUUUAAAACCCUUAAAAAAGAAAGAAGUAAAUGUUUUAUUAGUAACUGCUAAUACAUCCAUUUUUCCACUAGCUCCAACAUUUUGGUUUUCUAUUAAGAAGUAAUUUUAUAUUAGAAAAUACCUUUAUUUUCUUCAGCAUAUUAGUCAGACAAGGCUGGAUGAAGCAUAAUCUCUUUUCUUUUUUCAUCUCACAUCUUCUGUUGUCGUUGGUCACUCUGCUGGAUAUACCUAUACCACAGGUCCUGGAGCAGGGUGUCCAGGGAGUUGCCUGUACAAGGCACUUUUUCUUCAAGACUAGCGGUAAGGUUCUGUAAGCUAAGACAGCAAUAUAUUAUUUAUGCAGCAGAACAGCCCCAAAAGGAUGAAUCGAAAAUACAAGGAUACGACUUUGAUUUCUGUUCCUGAAGGUACUUCUGGAGGUAAACGCAGAAAUGAGACAUAAAUAACAUUAUACAAAAGCCAGCUGAGCUGCUGUUAAACAUUACUGACACUGGAUACUCAGAUCCUAGUAAGGACUAUCAAAUUGCAUAUGUUAUAUGACUCUCCAGUUCCGCUUAAUGGAAAUGUUAUGUGGAGAGGGUUAUUUGUGGAAUUUUUAUGGAAUGUCCAGAUUCUUUUUAUUUUAUUUCAGGCCAAACAUAGCUUGUAAAGGGCUGCUGCAAAACAUUAAUGUUCAUUUCUUUGUAGAUACUGUGAAGACUUUAGGGUUUGUGUUGAGGAAUAAAAUACUCUAAUCACCAAAAA